AUGGUGGAGGUGGAGGGACCGGCGGCGUCCGUGCUGGACGUCCAGCGGAGGACCUGGUGCGCCGGGUGCCACCGUCUCAUCCGGGACCAGUUCCUGCUGCGGCUGAACAGCGACCUGUGGCACGAGGAGUGCGUGAGGUGCGCGGCGUGCGGGGACGCGCUGCGGACGCGCUGCUUCCUGCGGGAGCGCAGACUGUACUGCCGGGCCGACUACAUCCGUCUGUUUGCAGGGCGGUGCAGGGGCUGUAGGGAGGCCAUCUCCCCGGCAGAGCUGGUGAUGCGUGCUGGCUCCGCUGUGUUCCACCUGCGCUGCUUCACCUGCAGCGUGUGUUCCUGUCCCCUCCAGACCGGAGACCGCUGCGUCUUCAGGGACGGACAGCUCGUUUGUGCCAGGGAGGACUACCACCGGUGUCUGGCAAGCCCAUCCUCCUGCGACAUGGAUAAAAGUGAUGAGGAGGAGGAAGAGGAGGAAGACACGGAGAAGGAUCCCGGCAGACGGAUCAGGGCGGGAGACUUGGAGAGCAAACGGCCCAAGAGGCCGCGCACCAUCCUGACCACCCAGCAGAGACGGUCCUUCAAGGCCUCCUUCGAGGUUUCCCCCAAGCCUUGUCGAAAGGUAAGGGAGACCUUGGCAGCAGAGACUGGUCUGAGUGUCCGUGUCGUCCAGGUCUGGUUCCAAAACCAAAGAGCCAAGAUGAAGAAACUGGCACGGAGACAGCAGCAGCAGCAGCAGCAGGAGCACCAGCAGCAGCAGCAGCACCAGCAGCCGCCACGUCACACAGCACCCUCCUGUGGCAGCUUGACCUCUGACCUGGACCCCCUGAGUUCUCGCUACCCCCAUCUUCAGCAGCAGCAGCAGCAGCAGCAGUCGCAGAUGGAGGUCAUCAGCCUGGAGCAGCAGGACUACGAUAUGGAGCCGUUCCGACAGGGCCUAACCCCUCCUCAGAUGCCCGGGGACCACAUGCAUCCCUAUGGUUUUAAGGGCCUGUUUGGUGACUUGGAUGGAGAUCCCCUGUGUCAUCUGACUGACACCGACUGCCUGACCAUGGCUGACUCCUCUCUACUCACCCCCAUCGACCACCUCUACUCUAUGCAGGACUCCUACUUCACCUCCUGA
This is a messenger RNA of Lampris incognitus (smalleye Pacific opah), 1116 nucleotides long. RefSeq names its product LIM homeobox transcription factor 1, alpha (gene lmx1a). The coding region runs from base 1 to 1116 and encodes 371 amino acids. Gene Ontology annotation, cellular component: nucleus. The transcript has 8 exons. Gene Ontology annotation, molecular function: RNA polymerase II transcription regulatory region sequence-specific DNA binding; DNA-binding transcription factor activity, RNA polymerase II-specific. Lineage: Eukaryota; Metazoa; Chordata; Actinopteri; Lampriformes; Lampridae. The record is from RefSeq and is a predicted model, not a curated record. Gene Ontology annotation, biological process: neuron differentiation; regulation of transcription by RNA polymerase II.